AUACGAAAAUGGCGAACACGAGCAAACCUACGAUGAACGACGAGUGGAAAAAAUAAUUAUUAUUUUAAAUUCCGUUUUGCCAGCGAAAUUCCAACGCGAGCCAGCUACCAAAAAAAAAAAAAUAAAACAACACAACAAAAAGUGCGGAAAACACAAAACAAGUAAUGAUAAUUUAAACUAUGAAACGAGCAAAGUACAAUGCGUUGCGUAUUGAUAGUGAGCAGCUAAAUAGAAUAAAUUAAGUAUUUGCAAAAAUUACGAAAAAGCAGCUGAAAAUCCAAUUGAGUCGAGUCGAUUCGCAAGUGUGUGCGUGCGUUCCCGUGAGUGUGUGGCGUAUGUGUUUGUAUGAGUGAGCGAGCAAGAACAGCAUAGAGUACUAAAAGGUAGCGGGACGAACGAAAGGAAAUAAAAAUAAAACGAAAAGUUAACAGUGCAAAAAAGGAAGGAAUACGAAAUAAAAACGAAACUUGGCGGUAAACUCUGCACACGCCUGCACAAGUACAUAUGUGUAUAUAUCCCGCUCUUCAAUAAUUGUAUUAGUGCGCGAGUGUGUUUGUGCGCCUAAAUGUGCAUAAAAAUAACCAAUAAACUGCGCAACAAUAACAACAAAAGCAACAACAACGCCGCCGCUUACUGUAAUCGUAAUCUAUGCGUGCACUACGUAAUACAUCAACACGUAACGUAAGCGGCAACGAAGGAAGAAGGCGGCAAAAAAUAAAAAGCCUACGAAAAGUUUCGUCAAAUUUGCUGUUGUAUUUGCCAUGUGUGUGCAAGCAAUUAUGCAAAAGAGCAACAAAUUGAACGACUGUGGCAACGUCAACGCUGAUCUACACUACUUGCAACAACAACACAUUUAAAUAUAAAUAGCAACAACAACUAAAAAACCAAAAAAAUAAAAGCGUCGCCGUCGUCAGCAGGACAACGACAACGCCAACGUUAGCGUCGUCGUCGACGCCGUUGCUGCUAACGUUGUCUUUGCACUGAGCUUUAGGCGAAAGUGAAUGAGAGCGAGUGAGCAAAAAACAAUAUCAACAACAAAUCAGAGCAACAACUAAGAAGAAGCCCCGUGAGAGAGAGAAGAAGCGAAGAGAGCACACUCUCACUUACAAAAUGGCUGCCGUGCGGGGUCAUCAGUACUUUAGUCUGCGCUGGAAUAACUAUCAGAACACGAUGACGUCAGUGUUUCAGCAGCUGCGCGAGGAUCUCUCCUUCGUUGAUGUGACCUUGUCCUGUGAGCAUGGCUCACUCAAGGCGCACAAGGUUGUGCUCUCCGCAUGCUCGACAUAUUUUCAAAAACUUUUGCUCGAGAAUCCGUGCAAACAUCCAACGAUCAUUUUACCCGCCGACAUCAUAUUCACAGAUCUUAAAACAAUUAUCGAUUUUGUUUAUCGCGGCGAAAUCGAUGUCACCGAAUCGGACUUACAGGGUCUGCUACGCACAGCGGAACAAUUGAAAAUCAAAGGACUCUGUGAGCCGGCUGAGAAUGCGGAUGAUUUGAAUGACGCUGCAUCGGCGACGAUAACCGUGUCGGAGAACAUACAACAGACGGUUGUUGGGAACAUUGUGAAUGCGAGCCUUGUGCCCGGCGCGCCCUCGCCCACAAUCGAGCAGCAGCAACAGCAUCACCAGCAGCAGCAACAGGCACAGCAGCAACAACAGCAGCAGCAACAGCAACAGGAGCAUCAACAGCAGGUGCAACAGCAGCAGCUGGUGAACAGUGCAUUGCUUUCACAGCAUAGUCUUGCAACAAACAGUGGCAUACAGUUGGCCAGUGGGGCUGGGCAACAGCUGUUGAGUGGCAAUUCGAGUGGCAGCAGCAGCAGUCUGCAACAGUUGCAGCAACAGCAGCAACAACAACAACAGUUGCAGCCAACGCCGCGAAAGUCGCGAUUGCGUAAACGCUCGAAAUCGCCAGAUUUGCAACUAGGUGGCAGCGCUGCAGGGCAACAACCACAGCCAGCGCAUCACCAGCAACAACAGCAACAACAACAGCAACAACAACAGCAACAGCAGCAACAACAGCAUCAUCAACAACAUCAUCCACAAACGAUACUCAUACACGGACAGAAUCAAACAUCGAUCGUGAGUCUGCAGCAAACAGCCGACGGCAAUUAUAUACCAGUUACGGCUGGCGACGAUUCCGAUAGCGAUAAUAAGCCGCAAAAGAUCUGCAAGACAGAGCAAUCGGUGGCCUCGCCGGCAUCCAACUCGUCCACAUCGAAUAAUGCCGCAUCUGGCGUGAGCGGCCAAGCGAUUGUGACACAAAUUGUAGUAGCGCGCGACGGAAAAGAUAAUAAAAUGACUAGUUUAGGCAUGGGCAUGAACGGCGGUCUGUUAAGCGUGCCCAUGGGAUUUCUGGACUUUACACCGGAACCACCAGCACCAUCGGCCACACCAGUCACCGUUACGGAACACGUCGAUCUAUCGUGCAACCCCAGCACCGAUACACGCGAUCUAUCAAAUCCCACCGAACCGCUCGACAUAGACAAUCAUUUGGCUCAGCAAAUCCAUCGGCUCGAUCAAUCUCCCAUGCACUCGAUAGCGCAUCAUCAUACGACCGGCGACGAGAGCAACUCGAAUCUGGUGCAGCAUAUCAAAAGCGAAGUGAUUGAGGCCAAGCACCUGGCGCAUGUGCAAGCCCAACAGCAGCAGCAACAACAGCAGCAACAACAACAGCAGCAACAACAGCAGCAGCAACAACAACAACAGCAGCAGCAACAUCAGCAACAUGCACAUCAUCAUCAGCAUUUGCACGCUCAGCAAUUGUUGGCGCAAAGUCAGCAACAGCAGCAGCAGCAACAACAGCAGCAACAACAGCAGCAACAUCAACAGCAACAACAGCAAGCAGCGGUGCAUGCACAACAUGCCACGCAUGCUGCACAUGCGGAAAUCAGUGGUGCCACUGUCAUGGAGAUUGAUCCGAGCCAGAUCAAGCAUGAGCCGGGCAUGAUAAUAACGCCAGAGAUUGUCAAUAUGAUGUCCACUGGGCAUAUGGACAUGUACAACUCGGAUACGAGCGAGGACUCAAUGAUGAUCGCCAACGGUUCGCCGCACGAUCAGAAUGAGCCGCAUUAUACGAAUUUGGAUCAGCAGCACGGCGGCCUGGGUGGCAGCGUUUGCGGCCCCGGCGCCGGUGGUGUUGGUGGUGGUGGCGGCAUUGGUGGUGGUGGUAGUGCUGGCGAGAAAGGUCAGUUUAAUGGUCCCAAAGCUUGGACACAAGAUGAUAUGAAUUGCGCUUUAGAUGCAUUAAAGAAUCAAAACAUGAGCCUGACGAAAGCAUCUGCCAUUUAUGGCAUACCAUCAACGACAUUAUGGCAACGUGCUCAUCGUUUGGGCAUCGAAACGCCUAAGAAGGAGGGCGGAACCAAAUCGUGGAACGAGGAUGCAUUGCAGAAUGCGCUGGAGGCGCUCCGAUCGGGUCAGAUAUCGGCGAAUAAGGCAUCGAAAGCGUUUGGUAUUCCCUCAUCGACGCUCUACAAGAUAGCGCGUCGGGAGGGCAUACGGCUGGCGGCGCCAUUCAAUGCCGCACCAACCACGUGGACACCCGAGGAUUUGGAGCGUGCAUUGGAGGCGAUACGCGCCGGCAAUACGUCCGUGCAAAAAGCCAGCGCCGAAUUCGGCAUACCCACAGGAACACUUUAUGGACGCUGCAAGCGGGAGGGCAUCGAACUAUCGCGUUCGAAUCCAACACCUUGGUCCGAGGAUGCCAUGAACGAGGCAUUGAACUCAGUGCGCGUCGGCCAAAUGUCCAUCAAUCAGGCGGCCAUACAUUAUAACCUGCCCUACAGCUCGCUCUAUGGGCGCUUCAAGCGCGGCAAAUAUGAUGUCGUGGCCAAUACCAGUGGCGUAUCGCUGAUGAACACAUCGGGCAACACGACUGGCAGCAUUGAGAUUAUUGAGCAUAGUCAGGAGAAUUCGUUGCAUAUGUUGCAGCAACAGUUCCCGUACAGUCCGUCGCCGCAUCCGCCGACGCCGCAGCAUCAUAGCACACCGCAACAUCAUAGCACACCGCAGCACCACAGUUCGCAGCAGGGGCCGCCGACGCCUCAGCAUAUGCAACAGCAUGUGGUGCACAUGCAACAGCAGUCGCCGCAUCAGGCGCACCAUCAACAGCAACACAUGCAACAGCAGCAGCAACAGGACGUGGUAACAUCGAGCAGCCAAGUGGUGCAUAGUCAGCAACAACAACAGCAGCAGCAGCAACAGCUUCAGCAGAUCUAUCAGCAUCACGGCACGCCCGAGCGUAGUUGAGAAUCACUGCACGCUGCGGCAAUGUUAGGCGGCGGCAGCAACAGUGGAGCAGCAGCAACAGCAGGGGGAGUAGGAGGAGAGCGAGCAAUAACAGUAACCGGAGCAACACCAUUUGCCAGCAUAUCAGGACACGCAAGCGGAUCGUCGGCAGCCAAUCAGCCACCGCCAAUCACAGCUGGCACCAGCAAACGCAAAAAAGCCACCAAGCAAAAGCGUUGAGAAAGCGCCACAAUCGUCGAAGAAGUAGAAGUUGAUGAUGUUGCACCGAAAACCGCUGAGAACUCCGAUAAAGCCAACGACACCGCCGCCAUUAAAUUUCGCUUCAAUUCGAAGCAUUGGAAGCGCAAGCUGAAGCAGUUUCAUUUGUUAAUGUCCAAACCAACUUGAAGAGAGCAAGAGUGAAGAGAUCAAAAACUAUUUUGGCAACUUGGCAAAAGUCAAAAAGAAAACAAAAACAAAAGAUAAAGAUAAAGAUAAAGAAACCAAUCAAAAUUACAACAAAAGAUGAGACAUUAAUUACACAAUUUGAAUGUGUAUCAAAUGUAAAUAAUAAUCAUAAUAACAAACAAUACUAUAAAAACAAAAGCUUAAAGUUAAUGUAUAUGAAAUAUGCUUUAUAAAAACACACACCACGAGAUGGAACAACAAACAAUCAACAACAAAACACUUGCGGCCACGGUUUUAGAAGCAGUUGAAUUUUAUUUUCUUUUUUUCGCGAUGAAACAAUGACAAUUUAUUUUCUUUUUCUUGAUUUGCAAACUUAAGCAUUAAAUUAAAAUUAAGCAAAAACAAUUUCAACAACAAAAAUGAACAUUUUUAGCAGAAUUUCGGAGUCAUACUAUAUGUAGAAUUAUUCUUAUUUUUUGUUCUGUUUCUAAUUAGUUUAGUGUGAGACUGAAAGUGAGCCCACAACUUUGUAAAGGCAAACAAACUGCAAAUAACAAUAUGCGGCAACACACACACACAUACAUAUAUAUAAAUACACACACACACACACACAUACACAUAUAUAAUAAUCAUAUAUCUAUAAAUAUAUAUAUAUAUUUAUAUGAGAAAUGCUUUAUAAUUUCGUUUAGAAAAGAAAGAGAAAAAUACCUUAACAUUAGAAUUAAACCAAAAUCAUCAAGGUCUUAGCAAUUAAACUCAUUAGCAAUUAAAGACUCUAAGCAAAUCACAAACAAAACAAAAAACGAAAACAAAACAAAAGUUAUUUGAAUUUUAAAUGAAAACGUGAAGCGAAAUAAAAAUCUACUUUAACUUUAGCAAAUGCAAAAAUGAAAAUAUUGAAGAUGAAGAAAAAAAACACAUGAAAUGAAAUGUAUUUUUGAUAGAAACAAAAACUAAAAUUAAAACUAAAACUUUAAGAAACUGUAAAAAGAUUUCAAACGUUGUUAAUAUGGUUAAACGAAAAGUCACAGUAAAAGCAACAUAAAUAUAUGUAUGGAAUAGUAGUAAUACACAGACACCAACACUUUUACACACACACACACACUCAUUCACAUGUUUAGAAGCAAAUCUGUACAAUCUGUUAGUGUAUCGUGUUGGCAUACGAAAUAAAUCCCUCUUAACAUUUAGAUCAACUUACAACUUACACCCUGAAAUAGUUUUUAUUGUUUUGGUUUUCUUUCUCGACACACAUACAUACGUAUACAUAUAUAAAUAUAUAUCUCAGUAAUAGGAAAAACUAUUAAAAUCAAAUGUAAGAAACUCAAAAUGAAAAUGAAAAUAAAACAAAAACGAUGUUGUAUAAAAAAAAAUUUUAAAUUUUAAAAUUUGGAUUAAUGAAAAAAACAAAACAAAAGAAAAGAAAACUUUGUAUAGCUUCCAUUAGUAUAUAGAAAGAGUGGAGUAUACACAACACACACAUAUACAUAGACAACACACACCAAUACACAUAUAUUUUUGAAGCUACUUUAAGUUUUGGUUUCAGCAUAAAAAGAAAAAACAGGAAACUUUUUGAAAAAACCUCUGUAAAUACAUAAAUAUGUUUAGGGUUUAGAAGAAUACUAUACGAAAAAUAAAACAAAAUAUUGACAAUUAAUACACAAUGGAUGAGAAGAGUAAAUUUCGAAAUGUUUGCACUUAUUGCGCCUAAUUUAUUUAAUGCAUAAUUUAAUAGUGUGUUUACAUACCGUAGAACUGAAAUGCAAUAUGCUUACCUUAACUCAACAUAAUUUAAUUCCUAUUAUUUUUAGUUGCUAUAUUUUCAUAAAUUUAAAAAAAACAUAUUUUUGUUAGGCAAAAACAAAAAAUGAAAAACAAAAAUACACAAAAACAACAACAACAACUGUAUAUCAUUGUAAAUUAAUUAUCAAUUCGAUGGAUAAAUGAACAGCAUAUGAAGUAAAAAUCUUUAAGAGUUAAUACCAAUAAAAUAUACAAAUACA
This is a messenger RNA of Drosophila albomicans, 6638 nucleotides long. RefSeq names its product alpha-protein kinase 1 (gene psq). The coding region runs from base 1111 to 4251 and encodes 1046 amino acids. Gene Ontology annotation, molecular function: DNA binding; protein binding. Gene Ontology annotation, cellular component: nucleus. Gene Ontology annotation, biological process: regulation of transcription by RNA polymerase II. The transcript is spliced from 10 exons. The record is from RefSeq and is a predicted model, not a curated record. NCBI's taxonomy places the organism in Eukaryota, Metazoa, Arthropoda, Insecta, Diptera, Drosophilidae.